Molecule: messenger RNA, 573 nt
Organism: Schistocerca serialis cubense
Lineage: Eukaryota; Metazoa; Arthropoda; Insecta; Orthoptera; Acrididae
Exons: 2
Coding region: 5-484 (159 amino acids)
Source: RefSeq, a predicted model, not a curated record
GAGUAUGUCACUCGUCGAAACGUCGCAGUUUGAAGACACCGCCACCCGGCAGGAAGCCCGAGAACACUUCGCCAGCUCUAUACGCCGGGAAAGCGGAUGUCGUUUAGCCAGUGGGCGUGCUUCCUCUGCAUGGUUGGGUCCGAACCAGAAUUUACGCCGUCGUGUGUCUGGAAGUGAGUGGGAGACGCACCAGAAGUGCAGCAGCGACGGAGCAGCAGUCGCGGACGGACCAGCAAGCAGUCGGUUUGUUGGUAUCGACCAGGGAAGACAUAUCCGUGCGGUGCAGUCGGCUGGGUCCGCUGGCAGCCCCUGCGCAGUGUCGGAACGUGCGUUGAGCUGUCCGAUCGCUACGAGCUUCGUGGUUCACCGACCCAGGACGUCAAAAUUGAGUAGUGGUUUCAAGUAUCCAAGCCAUGUCCAUUCUUGUUGUGGUGGUUCGUUUCGGUGGUUUGCUCUUGGGGAGUUUUCUCGUGAGCAACACUGAGUGUUUCUUCUGCUGAAAUUUAGCUGCAAUGCGGUGCAAUUAACUAUUUUGGUCGACUACAAUUUGAGUGCACCAGUGGAAUUUUCUGU